AUGAAGAAUAUCUUUGCCGAGGCUCAGGCUAAGAACGAUGUUGGAGCAUCAGAGUUAGUCAUCGAUGGGCGGGCAAAACUAUGUAGCAACGUGACAGUCGAUCGCAUUCAUGAAAAUUCAGUCGUGCUGACAGACGAGAGUGAACUCCCCGCGGGCUUGAUCGUAUACGCCACUGGCUACAAGUCUAUGAAUGGAUUGGCCGACAAGAUUAAAAGCCCAGAGGUGGCUGAUCGAGUAGGGAAGGUUUGA
Sphaeroforma arctica JP610 is the source of this 249-nucleotide messenger RNA. RefSeq lists its product as hypothetical. Lineage: Eukaryota; Ichthyosporea; Ichthyophonida. The record is from RefSeq and is a predicted model, not a curated record. The transcript has 3 exons. The coding region runs from base 1 to 249 and encodes 82 amino acids.